AACCUCCUAUUCAUAUUCCGUCUCCUACUGAGCAUCAACGUACAGUAGUGCUGCAAUUGCUUUCUGGCUCUCAACCUGAGCUGAUCUCACCUUUCGCGACGGUCCGUCUUCCUCGGCAACGGCACACCACACAACCCCGCAAUGUUCUCCAUCGUCUACCUUUAUUACAAAGUCCUUGCGUUCUUGAUCAGGCGAUUCAUCGCCCCUAAGAAAAAUACGCAAGCUACGCCAGAUGACGUCUAUCAGAUUCCGUCACGCGACUCAGGACGGACCAUCAAAGCCCACGUCUACCGAAAUGCAACCGUAUCCACAGGGCCGACCCCCGUGUUGAUCAACUUCCAUGGCAGUGGGUUCAUGCUCCCUCGUCACGGAGCCGACGAUGCAUACUGUCGCCAGAUGAGUCGCGAAACCGACCGUACAGUCCUCGAUGUCCAGUACCGCCUAGCACCCGAGGACCCCUUCCCCGCAGCUCUCAAUGAUGCCGAGGAUGUGGCCAAGUGGGUUCUGGGACAGCCCGAGAAAUUUGAUCUUGGCCGUGUCUCUCUGUCCGGCUUCAGUGCGGGCGGCAACCUCUCCCUGGCAGCUGCGGCCAACCUGUUUCCGCCAGACACCUUCCACUCCGUUCUGGCGGUCUAUCCCGUGGUGGAUCUACAUACGGACCCGGCGUUGAAGACCGCACCGGAUACUUCAGGCAGAGCGAUCCCCGCUGUCAUCUCGAAGAUUUUUGACAGGUGUUACACGCAUGCUGCAUAUGAUACCCGAGACCCGAGGAUAUCGCCGCUUUAUGCAAGCGCAGACCGAUUCCCUGCGCGGGUGAUGAUUGUCACUGCGGCCUGCGACAACUUGGCGCCUGAGGCGGAGGCGUUGGCGGAGAAAAUUGCCAAGGAACCGGGGAAGGAGGUGGUGCGGCAGCGAAUGCAGGGCUGCAAUCAUGGCUGGGAUAAAUCUGCUCGCCCAGGAACGGUGCAGGGUGAUGCAAGAGAGAAGACGUAUGCCAUGGCGGCAGCCAUGUUGUCCAGGUAGAUGUUUUGUCUCUAGAGAUGUAUCAUAGACACAUAUCUACUUAAAACGAGGUUUUCUUGAUCGCACCCUCACUUUCUUAAUGUGUAGCGUGAGGUAAAAAGCGGUGAAGGUGGUCAGUGAUCGGGAUUGUUAAGACUCAAGCCAUCCAUGGAAACAUCAGACCACCAUCACCACCCCCUCCUGCCUAGUCUGGCACUAGGGAGCGAGCCAGCAGUUACCGACCCCAUCGGUUUCAAUUGAUCAGCAUGCUACUGGACGAGGAGAAAAAAAGCGUGAUGAAGAGAAGGGUCUGGAAAAGCAAAAACUCAGGAACAGUGGGCCACCAUGCCAAUCCUUAUAUGAGACCGCGUGGGAUCCUGAAGCGGCGGUUCCUGACC
Molecule: messenger RNA, 1400 nt
Organism: Aspergillus welwitschiae
Lineage: Eukaryota; Fungi; Ascomycota; Eurotiomycetes; Eurotiales; Aspergillaceae
Product: putative esterase/lipase
Exons: 1
Coding region: 142-1023 (293 amino acids)
Molecular function (GO): hydrolase activity
Source: RefSeq, a predicted model, not a curated record